AUGAGUUUUGAUCUAUCAUAGCAUAAAAUAGAGUUUUUAUACUAAUAAAGCUAUAAUAAAAAGAGAACUGAAUUAAUAACAAUUACAGUUGGAAUUAAGGUAGAAAAUCUUUUAUCUAAUAGCUUAUACUGCUUAAAGUAUAGCGAAAUCACAGAAAGUUUAGAAAAAGAAGAUAUAAUUUGUAAUAAUGGUCAACCUAUUUCUUAUACAAAAGAUGGCGAAUAAGGCUAAUUAAGUGAAAAUGAGUUUAUAGAGAUUGAUUUAGAUGUAAGUAGCACUAUAACUAAUAGUAAAAUAAUAUUUAAGGAUGCAGGAUUAGGAUUAUAAAACAAAUUAAAAUAAUAAGACAUGAUUAUACAGAGCUUGCAAAAACAGAUCAAUGAAAUAAAAGAAAACAUGACUAAAAUUCAGAAUAAUUAGAAUAAUUAGAUUAAAAGCUAGAUAGACAUUUUAUUUUUAAUAGGAAUGCCAAAAAAGGAGAAUUCAAAUGAUGUUAGCUGUGAAAAAGAAAUUAUGAAAAUAUAAAGUGUUCUUUACAAAAAGAAAAUUGGAUGUAGCAUUAGCAUAGUGAAAACAAAAGAAAGCUUCAAAGAAAUGCUUUCUUUAAAUCCAUAAAUUAUACACGUAAUUUGCCACGGAAAAAGAUUAUUAGAUUCAAAUAAAUACACCACGUAUUUAGAAAUAGAAGAUUAAAAAGGAGAACAAUAAAUGAUCACAGGAUAACAAUUCAUGAAAUGGAUCCAAAAAUCGAAUUGUAAUCCUAGCCUAAUAAUACUUAAUGCUUGUUAUAGCUAAGGUAUUUAUGAUGAUAUGCUAAGAAUUAAAAAUAAUAAAGUUUUUAAUACCUUAGCAAUAAAUAGUGAAUUUGAAAUUAAUGAUAAAUAUGCUUAUAAAUUUGUUACUCUAGUAUACAAAAAAUUCCUUUCAUAGAUUAGAUCUUAAAUAUCAGAAAGUUAGGACAAAAAAGUUCCUUAAAACUAAAAAGAAAAUAAAAUAUUAUGGCUAAAAAUUAUUGAAGAAGCAAAGCAACACAUAAAUAGUAUCUAAUUGAAACAGAUGAUCUAUUUAAAUUAAGUAUGUUGUACUGGUAAUGCUUGUGAAUUUUAACAGUUUAAAGAAAAAAAUAAAAAUUGUGAUUGCUUUAAAAACGAAAAUCAAAAAAAUUUUGAGUAUUGUCAAACCAAACAUCCAAACCUAGUCAAAGGUUUGACUGAAAAUGAGUUUAACUACUUAAAAUAGUUUAUAGAGUUGCAUCAAGAAAGCUGUAAAAAAACUAAUUCAGAAAAAUUAUUUUUUUUGAGUAGAAAAUAUUAUAUGCUGUUCUGUAAUAGGUGUAUUAGUAAACUUUUUAAAGAUAUCAGCUCAUUGAGGAAAUCACACAUUUAUAAAAGGUUUUUAACUUCAUUAGAAAACUAAAGUUAAAUUUAGGAAGCCAUUUUUUUAAUUUCAGUGAAUUUCUUAAAAUAAAUGUUUUUAGAAGGAGAAAGAUUUAAAUUUAAUUAAUAAAAAAACUCAACUUAUCCAAAUUUCUCUUUAUAAGAUCAUAAAUACUAGUAAUUAGUAUUAAAUGGACCUGACUUUCUAAGUAAUUAUUACCCAAAACUUUCUAGAAGCAAAGAUAUUGAUGAUAUAGAUAAAUCUCUAAGUAAAUGCAUGAAGAAAAGCUAAAAAGACUUUUCAUUAAAGCUUAAUUACUACGAAUAAAGUAAAGGAAGAUUCCUUAAAUAUUUAACUGAUGUUUAGUCAAAAUCCACUGAUUAUAAGUCACAAAUUCAUAUAUUAAAUAUUACUGGUAUUGAUAAAAUGGAAGAUUUUUAAAGAAUCUUUCUUUUAGAUUUAAAGUAAAUAAAAAAAAAUAUAUUAGAAUAAGACCAAAAUUAAGACCAUAGAAUAAAUCUAUUUUAUUUUUAUGAUUGGAAAAAAUUGAAAGACAAUGAUAAUUUAAGCUUUGUAAGGGGUAGAAAGGAAAAUAUUCAACUUUACAUUUAGCAUGAAGAAGAAAAUAUUUUUGACUCAAUAUUUUUUUAUUCUUUUACCAUUAAAAAUAUUGAUAAUUUGAUUAAAAACCUUCCUUUAGAUUAAAUUUAAAUCAUCAUGGAAAAGUUAAAAUUGGAUUUAGAAAGUGUUAAAGAAUACUUAAAAUAUUGCUAGAUUUAAAAAUAAAAUAAAUUAUACGAAUAUUAUGAAAAAACUUAUGAACUAUUUAAUGAUUUAAUUAAAUAAAAAUCAAUCAGAUAAGAAACAAAUAAUUGCAUGUUUUAAUAAUUUUUAUAACAAAUUAAUGAAACCAUUUCUCAAAACAAUAGUGAAUCCCUCGAUUAGAUAGAAUCAAGUAAAAAAAGUGAAAAACAUGCAAAAAAUUAUGAAGAUUAACAAUCCUAUGAGAAAAUGAAUCGUUAUUUAUUAAGCUUUAUAGAUCCUGAAAAUUAUAGAGAAAAUAAAUAUCUGUAUAAGUAUUUGUUUAAAAAUAUCAUGAUAAAUUGCUCAAAAUGCCAUCAAUUAAUCUAAAAAAAGGGUCUAAUGAAAUGUCUCCUAAAAAUAAUUUUAUAAAAUUGUUAAAUUAAUAAGGAUAAACUCUAGAUUUUGUAUUAAAAUCCUAUAAAUUCUAAAAAUAUGAAUAUUUGGUCUCUUAAAGGGAUUUUGAAUUUUUUUAGCAUUGAAUAUUUCGAAAUAGCACCCUAAUUUAGAGAAAUAGCUAAAUAUAUUAUUCUUAAUGAAUUACAACCACUAGAUUUUGUAUUAACAAAAUCAUAUUUGAUAGGAAUCAAUUUUGAAAAGAAAUUUCAUAAAGAAUUUAGAGAUAUAAUUAAAAUUCACAAAAGAGUUUUAACUUUUGUAAAAAAAUGUUAAACAAAUAAUGAAAUUGAUUCAUUUUCUGAUUUAAAAGAAGUUGAAUGUAUUUUAGACUAUCUAAAAGUAAAAUAUUACAAUUAAGUAGCAAGGCUAAAUCAUAAAAAUUAUAACCUUCACUAUUUAAGUAUAAAAAAUGCAAAUAUAAACUUGAAGGAGAAUUCUUAAUUAUCUAUUAUGGUACAAUAAAGAAAUAUCAUUAGAACAAUUUCUUAUAUUGACUUUUAAAAAUCUACCUAUAAUGAUAUUGAUUAUAUACUCAAUCUUAAUAAAAAAUUUUAGAAUAAUUAUAAUCAAGUAUACAAAGUACAAUUAAGAAAAUAAACAAGACAAUCUCCAAUUAACUAAAGUAAAAAUGUUAAGAAGUAAUGUAUCUAUAUAUUAUUAUAGUCAAAUUUAUUAAAAGAGCUUAUUUAUUUCUUAAAUAAAGCAUAAUUGAUAAAAAAUAAUAGAAUAUAAAUAGAAAACAGUGUAAGUGAUUUAAGCGAAGGAUUGUAAGGUAUUAGUAAAAUUAAACAUUAAGUUCUUGAAUUGAGAAAAAUAUAUAUAGAAUUUAAAAGUGAAUAUUCUUAAAAUUUUAAAACUUAUAGCCAUUACUAGUAACAUAUACAACAAAGUUUUACUGCUUAUUAUGAAUUAGAGCUACUGAUCGAACAGAUUUUCCAUAAUAUCAAAAAUACUAACACACAAAGUUUAAUAAGUCUAUUUGGUAAUAUUUAACUCAAUUGUGAGGAUUUUUAUGAAAUAUUUAGUAAAGUAAAUGAAGAUUAGAUUUUAAAUUCUAAAAUUAAUCAAAAUUUACUACAGAACUUUCAUGAUAGUUUUCUAUUCGUUUAAUACUAUUUUAAAUGUGCAAGAGAGCUUUUGCAUUCUUAUAUCGAUAAGUCUUUUUACAUCAAAAAAAAUAUUUAUGAAAAUAUCUAUAACAGAGUCAUUUUUACGACGAAAUUGUUCACCAAAAGCAAUGUCUAGUAAAUUUAAAAAAUCUAAGAAUUCAAAAAGCUAAAAAAGAUUAUUAUUAUAGAUCAAGAUGAUAGUGAUCUUAAGGAUAAAUAUGAAAUUUUAGAUCUAGAAAAUUUAAAUACUUAAAAAAAUUAACCUAACUUAAAAGAUAUUUAACAAGUAGAACUUUUAAUUAUACUCAACUACUCAGAAAGUUAUGAUUUGGAGCAAAGUAUUUUUAAAGAAAAGUGGGUUUUGUGCUUUAAUUCACCCUUAAAUUAGCAUGUGAAGGAAAAGCAAACUACUUUUUUAAUGCAUUUGCUAAAAAACAUUAUCAAAAACGAAUAGGUAAAUUUCCCUUUAGCAUUACAAAAAUCUUUUAACUCAAAUGAUAUAGAUUUACAAAAUCAUGUUAGAUUUAGGUGCUUUUAAAAAUAAAAUAUUGAUAUCAGUAAUUUAUGCUAUUCUAAUUCUGAAAGUAAAUUGAAUCAACAAACGUUAAUUUAAGAAAUAAUUUAAUAAGAGGUCAUAAAUAAUUACUUAGACUAUUAAAAGAGUGACCCUUAAAUAGACUUAUAAGGUAUUUUUGGGAAAAAACAGACAAAUAACCUUACAAUAACAGAUUCAAAUUUUUCUAAUAAUUUCUAAGAAUCAUUUCCAAGUAUAGAAAAUUAAAAUUCUGAUUCCUUUUCAAUUUCUUUCCCCAAUACUACUUUCAGGGAAAUGAAUUCAUAACAAAACGAUUACAAUCAAUAAGGAUAGAAGGAAAAUGAUGAAGAUGAUGGUGAUUAAGAAUUUUAUUCUAGUUAAAUAUAAACAUAAAGAAAUAUGCUCUCCUUUACAAGAGACAAGACAAAUAAUAGAAAUAAUUAUUGA
Messenger RNA from Tetrahymena thermophila SB210, 4668 nucleotides. RefSeq lists its product as hypothetical. The transcript is spliced from 3 exons. The record is from RefSeq and is a predicted model, not a curated record. NCBI's taxonomy places the organism in Eukaryota, Ciliophora, Oligohymenophorea, Hymenostomatida, Tetrahymenidae.